Molecule: messenger RNA, 1089 nt
Organism: Aspergillus oryzae RIB40
Lineage: Eukaryota; Fungi; Ascomycota; Eurotiomycetes; Eurotiales; Aspergillaceae
Exons: 2
Coding region: 1-1089 (362 amino acids)
Source: RefSeq, a predicted model, not a curated record
AUGGCUCUAGACGUACCAGAUGGCACGCCAGACCGCGGGAAAGGCGUCGUGAUAUUGAGCAUCAUACUCAUGAUCCUGGUAAUCUUGGCCACUAUCACCCGGAUUAUGAGCAAGGUUAUUGCGCACCAAAACUGGUGGUGGGAUGACCUGUUCGCAAUCCUGUCCGUGAUCUGUGAACUGGUUGUGCUAUCCCUGGUCCUAGUAUGGCGAAACAUAGGCCUAGGCUACCACAUGUCAGUCGUGGCGUCCAUCAAUCCGCAAUACCUGAUCACCGGAUCCAAAUAUCUCUUCAUCGCAAUCUUCUUCUUCGACGCCUCAGUCUGCCUCCCCAAGAUCUCUGCGGUUCUCUUCUACGCGCGUGUCUUUCGCUCCAACAACCGCGCAUUUCGCAUAAACCUCUGGAUCAUCGGCGCCCUCGUCGCCGGCUGGCUCAUCUCCGCCGAGAUCUCAACCAUCUUCCAAUGCAACCCCAUUGCCAAGGCCUGGAACACCACCUUACCAGGAACCUGCAUUAAACAAUAUGAUUGGUAUCUCUCGACCGCGAUUCUCUCCACCGUAAUCGACUUCUACAUCCUACUCCUCCCGAUCCCGAUGAUCUGGUCCCUCAAAAUGAGCCUCCGCCGCCGCAUCUACCUCCUCAUUUGCUUCUUCAUGACUUAUUCCGUCAUCGUUGUGUCCCUGGGCCGUUUGGUCGCCGUCGUCAACCUCAUUCCCGUCAUGCCGACCGACUUAACGUGGGAGUUCCCGCUGUACCUAUACUGGUCUGUCCUUGAGGGAUCGGUUUCCAUUGUCUCGAUUAGUGUCCCAAGUGGUAUCGCCCUGGUCAAGGCCAAUAUCCGACCGGAGGGGAGUGCUUGGGGAUCCAGCAAUGGGAGUAGUGGGAAGCGCGGAAGCUAUGGAAACACCACUAUUAUUCAACAUGUUCGGGAACGGCCCAUGCGCAGCUACAGCGAUAGGGAUAGCGAUGACCAUCUCGUCUCGGAUGUCGAAACAGCCAGAACAGCGAACUCGGGAGAAAGUGAUGCAAGUAUCCCGCUGGGGGGAAUCAAGAUCCGAACGGAUAUCCGAGUUAUGAAUCGCGAAAAAUAG